AUGCAGGAUGUAUGGAUUUUUAGAAGAUUUGUAGCUUCUAUCGUAUGUAGCGCAUGUUUUCGGAAGGCACUGAAACCGGUGAAUUUGGAACAGCCAAGCUCCGAGGAAAAACCAGAGCAGCCGGCAUUUCCGUUCGCGAAAAGCAUGAAAGUUGUGAAAUUGGCUGAGGUGAAAAUAGUAAAGAAGAAGGAAGUGGAGGCGAAGGGUAAGAAGAAAAUUUGA
Messenger RNA from Gongylonema pulchrum, 222 nucleotides. Lineage: Eukaryota; Metazoa; Nematoda; Chromadorea; Rhabditida; Gongylonematidae. The record is from the annotation of a GenBank genome assembly.